Arabidopsis thaliana (thale cress) is the source of this 1949-nucleotide messenger RNA. Its product is annotated as GPI transamidase subunit PIG-U. The record is from RefSeq and is marked reviewed. Gene Ontology annotation, cellular component: membrane; endoplasmic reticulum membrane; GPI-anchor transamidase complex. Lineage: Eukaryota; Viridiplantae; Streptophyta; Magnoliopsida; Brassicales; Brassicaceae. The transcript is spliced from 14 exons. Gene Ontology annotation, biological process: attachment of GPI anchor to protein. Bases 177 to 1601 code for a protein of 474 amino acids.
GCUUGGCUAAUUCAUACACAAACUAAUUUAAUUAGGCUAAAUCAUACAUUGAACAAAAGUAUUCUUCCGAUUAGUUUACCAAAUAUAUUAUUUGGUUCGUUUGAAAUCUCUUAUAUCACGGUUUAAUAACGCCGUGGUAUUCACUGUUACGACUAGCUCGCCGGAGAAGAAGAAGAAUGAAGGAGGAGAAGAAAGACGACGGAGUAAUGGCUGAGGAGAAGCCUUACAUGUUCUGGAUUUGGACUUUGGCUUCUACGAUUUUCCGAUUAUUCCUGAUCUUUUCCCCGGCAAAUAUCAACCUAUCUUCCCGUCCGGAGGUCUCCACCCCUCACACCAGCCUUCGCCGCCUUGCUGAAGGUUACUGGUUGAAGCAGUCAUCACUGUCGCCAUACGCAGGAUCAAUGUAUCAUGGCUCUCCAUUGCUACUCUCCAUUCUCGGUCCUCUCACAGUUCAGAGGAUCGAAGGGCAAUCGAGUCAUCAUUUGUGCAGUUUGGUUUUUGUUAUUGCAGAUUUACUUAGUGCACUGCUUCUUCGAGCUAUUGGUCAGAAGCUCCAGAAGUCUUAUAGAAUGAAUUUGAGGCCACUUGGUGUUCUUAGGUCAUCGCAGGAUAGAGGGAUCCUUCCUUGUGGAGAUAUUGCUGCUCUUGUGUAUCUGUGGAAUCCUUUCACAAUACUUUCUUGUGUUGGCUUAUCUACUUCUCCAAUAGAAAAUUUGGCUGUCAUUGUGUCUCUUUAUGGAGCAGUUACUCGACGAGUUCCUCUGGCUGCAUUUGGGUUAAUCAUGGCCACACAUUUGUCUCUUUAUUCAGCACCUUUAGUGUUUCCAUUGAUCUUUCUGUUGGGAUAUGGUUUAGAUGCCCCUCCUAUAAAAAAGUUCCUUCAGACAAGACAUGGAGGGGUUGAGACUGGAUCAACCUCUGAUGUUUCUAAACAAGAAAAGUUGACUCCGACUACACAACUUCCUUUCUCAUGGAGAACAGUCUUGCAUUUCGUAUUUUGGGUAUUGGUUUGGUCGAGCUAUGUGUUGGUUUUAUGCAGCUUAUCAUUGAAACAAUAUGGUGGGCUUGAGGAGAUGUUCAAAAGGACUUAUGGUUUCAUUCUCAGAAUCGAAGAUCUGUCACCAAACAUUGGUGUCUUUUGGUACUUCUUCGCAGAAGCCUUCGAGUUUUCCAGAAAUUAUCUCCUGAUAAUUUUCAACUUAUAUAUUCUCCUUACUUCGAUACCAUCUUUAAUGUUCCGGUUAAAACAUCGACCCUGCUUCCUUGCUUUCGCUUAUUUAGCCUUCACUUCGAUUCUUAAAUCUUAUCCUUCAGUUGGAGAUGCAGCUUUAUACUUGAGUUUAUGGGCAUUGUUUGUCAAUGAAUUAACAGACAUGGAGUACUCGUUCUUUAUCUUCUGUGGAUAUAUCGGAUUUUCGCUUCUCAGCCCUGUGAUGCACAAUUUCUGGAUAUGGAGGGGAACUGGAAAUGCAAACUUCUACUUCGGAAAUGCUAUGGGCUAUGCGUGCUUUCAGUUUAUGUUUGUGGAGAAGAGUGUAAACGCAAUGCUCAACCACGACCAGGCGCUGAAGAAAGCUACUGCAGAAAUGACUAAGAACUGAGCCAUUACAGUCAUUUUUUAAUAUUCGGUGUUAAGAGUCUCUAACUAUAAACUUUUGUGGCAAAAUUAGUGGUCUUCUUAGGCCAAACGCAGAAGCCAAAAAGCGUUGAACAACAUGUAUUAGGAGUCGAUUGGUUUAGUGGUAAAGUGUCACAUUUGCCAGUGAUUGUAGUUGCACAGUUUAAACAAGACCUCAAACUCGGACAUCCAAACCAAAUGAGACGACAAUUUUUUUUACGUCGCGACCACUUAGUUACGAUUUCUUGGUUAAGUAGUUUAUUGUGUUAAAUGUAUUUCAUGAUGUUCAUAACUUUUUCAGUUUUUGCAAUGAAGAUUGUUUUACAUGAAA